Oncorhynchus gorbuscha (pink salmon) is the source of this 3408-nucleotide messenger RNA. Its product is annotated as tubulin-specific chaperone C-like. The coding region runs from base 1915 to 2958 and encodes 347 amino acids. The transcript has 2 exons. The record is from RefSeq and is a predicted model, not a curated record. Gene Ontology annotation, biological process: post-chaperonin tubulin folding pathway; tubulin complex assembly. Gene Ontology annotation, molecular function: tubulin binding. Gene Ontology annotation, cellular component: cytoplasm. NCBI's taxonomy places the organism in Eukaryota, Metazoa, Chordata, Actinopteri, Salmoniformes, Salmonidae.
ACAUGGCAAUAUAACACCCUCCCAAAUCUUAGCUUUGUGCCGAGUCGAACCGCUAACGAGUCGUGGUACGACGCUCAAUCUUCGGCGUCGUUUAACAAAGCCAGUUAAUGUAUAGUUUGCUAUAUAUAUUUUUUUUUUCUUACGUCCCCCCCCCAAAAAAUAGACUGAAAUCGACAGACAAUGAAUCGUAAUUGGAGCACAACAACAACAACAAGAAGGAGAAAAAAGCCUGUCCUUCCAGCCUCUAGCUGACAUGCUCCUUCUCUGUUGGGGUAAAAGCUACCACUUGUCUUCUACAGUGUUUAAGCUCAUCUGCCAGCAUGCAAAACGUCACAUUUCUCUCGAUUUGCUGAAUAGACGUAUUUCAAAUCGUGGAAUUUACUAGAGCGUGGAGAUUUCCAUCAAGCAGCUCCUGGGGCUACUUAUUUGACCGUGUUUUAACUGGUAAACAUCGGCCUGUUCUUGGUUAGCUCCGUUGUCGCCUAUUUAGAAACGUCGGACAGAAUUCGUUGACACGGUUAAACAGCGUCGAGACAUAAAUAUUUAUUUCGAUUAGCAUAACAUAAAGACGACUGAAAGAAGGCAAAACCCUUACUCCUGUCUCACUCUUCUUGAAACCCAAUAUCUCCAUUUGGCAACUUUUAAUUUGCUCCCCCCUCCUCCUCCUCCCUCCCUCCUUUCCCACUCAUAUAUUUUUCUCACUGUCCCUGUUCUGUCUCAGAUAUAUUUCUCUCCACUCUCACUCUAUUCCCCCCCAGAAGGAAGGGAGGAAGGAGGUUGUGUGUGUUUUUUCCUUGAAAUUUUAUCACAAAAUUAUAAUACACUCAAAGGGAAACUCACCGUCAUGAAAAAGCAGUGCCUUGUCAACGGGGUUUCCUCGCCAUCACAGCACGGGUAGUCGGGGUAGUGCCGCUCCAGCAGAAGGCAGCAACAUCAGAGCAUUCUACAGAUAGCAUUGCAAUAUUCCAUAGUACUCACAUAGGACAACCAAAUAGUUACUAAACUAUAAAUACUGAAAAACUAUGUUCUACCAUUCAUUAUUUUUUUUUAUUUUUUUUUACUGAACAGAUACUUAAAUUCUCCCAUAUGAAUAGGAAAUUGUUUUACUGUACACUUGGCUAUUAUGAACGGUAGGGGGCCACUAAUAGAUGCCACACCUUGAUGUGGCUGCUUAAAAUGACUACAAAGAGAUCAUCAAAACGAGGGCGUUAUUCCACUCAUACCCUCCAAGGGCAUAUAGGAGGGCGGUAACAGAUUUAAUAAGUAAUCAUAUUCGUAGUGCUGCUCUGUACACCAUGUUUCAAUAAGAGAUUGGGGUCAACUAUGUAUACCGCAAUUCAAUCUAUUGUGGUGUGAAUUCAUGUUGGCCUAUUUUAUUCCAUAUAAUAUAGACCCAUUUCAUAUUUUUGCAAACAGUUACAGCUGUCUCCUUUGGACGAGUGAAGUUAUUCCUUCCUGCAGAAUAAUACAAUGUUACUGCAUAUGAAAGUGAGGUGUGUGUGACAUUGAGGAAUAAAUACACUCUUCUACUGUGAAGGUGGCCCCUGAUAUAUUAUUUAACUAUACUGAGAUUCAUUUUAUAUUCGCCUCGAUUUAAAACCCAGGAAUCCUUCCAUUUGUUUUCGCAGUAGGGCACGAUAGAACAUGGGAAACAUUAUAGAUGGAUAUUUGUUAUGGGUUGCAGAAAUAAUGGUGUAUGAACCUGUGGUUUGGCUGACACCAGCUCUCGUGGGCACUGUGGACUUUUGCGUCUAGGUGAGAGUGGGGAAAACGUAAGAAACGCCGUUCCAUAACCCACCAAUUAAGUAACAGUAUAGCCACAAGAAGGGAGGGAUUUAUCCAAUGAGAAUGCCGUUUGUUACGAAGCGACAUUAUCGCUUCCGCAUGUGCUGAUACAACAACAUAGACGAGAAUAUGGAUGUGGAGAGUGGUAUUUGUCAGGGAAACGGGGACUCUGGGCGUGAGUUAGGCGUGAAGAUCCCCGAGGGGAUGCUGAAACGGGAACAGGAUAGGCUCGAGGACGUGGAGAGAAAGAAAGAGGUGAAAAAGAGCCAGUCUGUCACGGAGGAGAAGAGCGGGUUCUUCACCGCGACGUUCGGCAGCGAAAGGGCGGCUAUCGAAAAGUUACUGGCUGGUUGCUCGGGGGCUACUGACCGUGUCCUGGCCACCAAAACCUUGGAGGAGGUGACUACUAAAACACAACGGCUCCAGAAGUUUCUAAACGACAGCAUUGUGUUUUUACCGCAGUACGAGCUGAGACAGGCACAGGUGGCGCUCCAGAAACUACAGAACUCUCUGACCGAGAAGAGAGAUGAGAUUCUCCCCAAGAAGAAGUUCGCCUUUAGGUCGCGUGCAGCAAAUACACCCAAAGUUGAUCCACCUGUCGCGGACCCAGCGUCACCUGUAACACCUAAGGAUUCUGGCCGAAUUAAAGUGGAUGGAGCCAUAAGCCCCCCAGAGCAGUGCGGCUUCUCCCACUUUGAAUCCCAGGUGCUGACCAAGACAGCGGAGGAGAUCAAACAACAGGAUGUUCUCCUGACCCACCUGACCAAUUGCAAGGUCAGACUCCUGGGAUCCCCAAGCACCGUCCACAUCAAACACGUCCAGAACUGUGAGAUCUUCUCUGGGCCGGUCUCCAGCUCUGUAUUCGUCGACCACUGCACCGGCAGCACCCUCUCCUUCCCCUGCCAGCAGCUACGGACUCACCACACUACUGACACACAGGUCUAUCUGCAUGUCACCAGCCGCGCCAUCAUAGAAGACUGUCAAAGGGUGUGCUUCGCCCCCUUUGCCUGGUCCUACCCGGGUCUGGACCUGGACUUUAAGGUGUCUGGUCUGGACCGGGAGAGGAACAACUGGAACCAGGUGGAUGAUUUUAACUGGCUGGCCAUAGGGACCCAAUCACCUAACUGGUGUGUCAUCCCAGAAGCUGAGAGAAGAACUGAGUGGGACUCCUAGAGACAUAAAUAAAGAGCCUGUCAAUCAAACAAAUGAAGUGUUUUCUUAUUUUCUAGAAUUUAUGUCAUUGGCUUCAACAAUCACUCAGUCCUGAUGGUGACAAAGCCUUAUGCGACUAAUGCUGAUGGGUUGUUUCAUAAUCUCCUGACAGGGUUGACCGUGUGUGUAUUUUAUAUAUAUAUGUGUAUGUGUGUGUUUACGCAUUGCUGCUUUCUCACUACCCUACUCUUGAGCAGUACAAUUAGAAUGUUAACCACAGGUAAUGUCACUAACACAGUUUGUUACACAUUCAUUUAUUAAGAAAGGACCACCUUAGUCUGUUAAAAAUAUAUAUAUAUAUAAUAGCCACACCUUAAUGUUUACAACAUGCAUUUCUUUCACUGUUCUCUCAUCUGUGGAAGUGGUCUUGGUGAGUGUUAGUGUAAAUAAAGGGUUUGGUUGACAAACCAA